CUGUGAGGCGGAGCGUCUCUGCCUCUCUGAGCUCAUAAAGCGCGAGCAGCAGCGCGAGGAUGUUACAGCACUCAGAGGCGCACGCGACACACAGACGGCUACACGGAACUGAAAACAGACAACACUCACGAGACGGUUUCUUUUCAAUCUGCACUCUUCAGAAUUAAAAAGAGAGCCUCUGAAGUCGGUGCUAACAAUGCGGGACUCUGUCUUCAACUGCUGUUUUAACCCACCUCAUCCUCCAGGUGCAGUGGAAGAGACCCAUUGGCACAGCAACAGAGCACAGGCCCUGCCCCAAAAUGACCGGCGCUUUCUUAUCUUUUUUGACUUUGAUGAGACGCUUGUGGACGAGUGCAGCGAUGACGCCAUGGUUACAGUGGCCCCCGGUGGUUCUCUGCCCUCCUGGCUCAAAGACACAUAUAGGCCGGGCAGGUACAACGAGUACAUGCAGCGAGUCUUGGCGUACCUCGCUGAGCAGGGGGUCACUCCAUCAAAUGUCCGUAACACCAUAGAGCGUCUUCCGCCAUGCCCAGGCAUCCCUGCCCUGCUGCGCUUCCUGAUGUCGUGCCCACCACAGGACUUUGAGGUCAUUUGUGUGUCAGAUGCCAACACGGUGUUCAUCGAAACAUGGCUGCAGAGCCUCGGCUUUCGCUCGCUCUUCAUGCGCAUUUUCACAAACCCAGCCCAUUUUGAUGAGAAUGGACAACUUCAGCUCCGCCCCUUCCACUCUCACAACUGCCUGCGGUGUCCGGUGAACAUGUGCAAGGCCGAAAUCGUGCGACGAUACACGGCUCAGAGGGUGCACGAAAGAGAAGGCAGGCGAUAUCAAAGGGUGCUGUACGUUGGUGAUGGUGCAAACGACUUCUGCCCAUCGCUGACGCUGGCGCCAGAUGAUGUGGCGUUUCCUCGACGUGACUUCCCCAUGCACAGGCUGAUCCAGGAGAUGCACGAGGCCAAACCCGGAGAGUUCAAAGCCAACGUGGUGCCUUGGAGCAAUGGAGAGGAUAUCAUCAACAAGCUCAGGAAAGUCAUAGAAGAGAGGGCUUAAAACAUGGCUGAAAUACAUAAACGUAAAUAACAAAUAAAUACUAAUUCUUAACACAGUUACUUUUAAUAAUCAUGACACACACAGAUACACUAACGAGGAGGUGACGUGUUAGUGGAAGCUGCUGUUACACUUGCCCAAAGCCAAGUUUCUCUUUUCAUUUUCAGUGGUGAACAUUUUCAUACUUCAAUAUGAACAGACAAAAAAGUUGUCUGAAAGAACUCAUGGCUUGUGUGAAAUGUGGUCAGAACCUAUUUUUCACUCUUAAAGCAGUUUCCUCAAGGUUUUGAAAUAGCUGAUUUAUUUAUUUAACCUAAAAAGAUUCCACUUGGAACCCUCUCUGAUAGGGAAACACUGCUGUAGAGUUCUACAUACAAUCUUUAAAGUUUUCUCUGGAGGAACAAACUGAAACAAUGAGUAAAGGUUCUCGAUUUGACCUUCUUUCUAGUAUAUUCUGGUAUGUUCCAGUAUAGAAGAAUUCAUUUGGGCGCGAGAGAAGAGAGAGUGUGAGUGCAAUAAUGAAGACAAUAUUUUAAAGGAGUUUGUUUUAAAUUGACAAUUUAGUAUUUAUACUAAAUAAAUAGCUUCACUGCUGUGUAUUCUUUUCUAUUUGCCUGUGAGUAGCUAGUCAGCAUAUCCUUUGGGGUAAAGGCCUGAGCUGUAAAUGCCCCUGGUUUGCUAUUCAUGUGCAAUAUGCCUACUAUUAGUGACAUAAAUCAUUUAUUUAAAAUCA
Molecule: messenger RNA, 1778 nt
Organism: Pangasianodon hypophthalmus (striped catfish)
Lineage: Eukaryota; Metazoa; Chordata; Actinopteri; Siluriformes; Pangasiidae
Gene: phospho1
Product: phosphoethanolamine/phosphocholine phosphatase 1
Exons: 2
Coding region: 197-1048 (283 amino acids)
Molecular function (GO): phosphatase activity
Source: RefSeq, a predicted model, not a curated record